Messenger RNA from Leishmania braziliensis MHOM/BR/75/M2904, 1134 nucleotides. RefSeq lists its product as hypothetical. The transcript has a single exon. The record is from RefSeq and is a predicted model, not a curated record. The coding region runs from base 1 to 1134 and encodes 377 amino acids. NCBI's taxonomy places the organism in Eukaryota, Euglenozoa, Kinetoplastea, Trypanosomatida, Trypanosomatidae.
AUGGUAUUUGACGUAAAUGGUGAUUUUGUUGAAAAUGAACAGCAGUUCAAUGAGGCAGCACGCAAAAGUAUUAAUCUCACAAUCAAGCUGCAGAACACAUCCGGUAUGUCAGAGCUUAUUGCACGAGUAUUGGAGGAUGACGAUCGGCGCGCCAGCGGUGCGAUUUCGGCAUCUGGUCUCGAUUUUGACGAGCUUCUACGCACAACACCGCGCUUCAAUUUCCUUUCCAGUGACCAUCCACUUUUUCGCCGGUACAACAAGCGACUUUCCCAGCAGCGCCAAGCUGCGGCGCUGAUUGCGCAAAGAACUGCGGAGGCGGAGCUUCAGCGCCAAAUCGAAAUCAAGGAGCGCCUUAGGAAGGCUUUAGAAGAGGAAGCUGCUCUACAAGCGAAAAAGGAACAGGAGAAGGCGGAGCUCCAGCGCAUGAUAUCAGCACAGGAGACAGCGCGGUUCGUGCCCGAGGAGCCUUUUCUGAAAAUUAUCAAAGACGAGAGUGCUUUUGGUCAAGUAGAGCGAGAACUUAAGAAGCCCGAACUCGCCGCUGAGCCAAAGGUAGAGAUCAAAGCAGAAGUUGGCCUUUCAGAGGCUAUCACCAAUAGUGCUACUUGCACAUCAGCGACGCCGUCAAACGAUGCAGCCGCAACGCUCUCAGCAGAAGAGCUGCUAGUACUUGUUGGAGUGCCUACCGAGAAAAUUGAAACUGAGACACCUGCCUUGGAGGACCUUGCAGAGGCAAUUGCACUGCCUCCAUCGGAAAAUACAGCUACGUACAUUACUCUCCCAGCAGAGGAGUACACUCUUUGCUCUGGUGAGCGUGUAGUCAGUAUUAUCAAGAAGCGCACUGGCCCAAUUCCCGCACCACCACCCGGAAAGCCGCCUGUUAUUAAUAAAGCUGCUGCUAGCCGUCUCAAUGAAUCAGUGAAAAGAGCAAAACCAGCUAAGAAAAUAGCGCGCAACUACACGCCUUCCGAUGAACAGCAAUACAAGAGACAGCAGUGUUCGCGAUCACCGCGCUCGCGGCGGAGGAUUGAGAGGGAUCACUCGUCGAAGGAGCAUUCACGCCGUCAUCGACGUGAUGAGGCACCUUCAUACCGUCAUCACAAAACCUCGCGCGACUCCAAAUACCGGCGCUAG